Molecule: messenger RNA, 966 nt
Organism: Heteronotia binoei (common prickly gecko)
Lineage: Eukaryota; Metazoa; Chordata; Lepidosauria; Squamata; Gekkonidae
Gene: REXO2
Product: RNA exonuclease 2
Exons: 7
Coding region: 1-705 (234 amino acids)
Cellular component (GO): mitochondrion
Molecular function (GO): nucleic acid binding; 3'-5'-RNA exonuclease activity
Source: RefSeq, a predicted model, not a curated record
AUGCGCGUCGGGGCCGGGCGGGCCUGGCGGUGGGUGCAGCGGGGCUGGCGUGCGGCGGGGCGGCAGCGGCGGGGCUGGGGGGCCAUGGCGGAGGCGGCCGGUGCCAUGGGGCAGAGGAUGGUCUGGGUGGACCUGGAGAUGACCGGCUUGGACAUUGAGAAAGACCAGAUCAUUGAGAUGGCCUGCCUCAUCACCGAUUCUGACUUGAACAUCUUGGCUGAAGGUCCCAACCUGAUAAUAAACCAGCCGGAUGAGCUGUUGGACGGCAUGUCGGAUUGGUGCAAAGAGCAUCAUGGGAAGUCUGGCCUUACCAAGGCGGUGAAAGAAAGCGCAAUAUCUCUGCAGCAGGCGGAGUACGAAUUUCUGUCUUUCGUCCGGCAGCAGACGCCGCCGGGACUCUGCCCUCUUGCAGGAAACUCAGUUCAUGCGGACAAGAAGUUCCUCGACAAACACAUGCCACAGUUCAUGAAGCAUCUUCAUUACCGAAUCAUUGAUGUGAGCACCGUCAAAGAGUUGUGCAGACGCUGGUUCCCGGAGGAUUACAAGUUUGCCCCAAAGAAGGCUGCUUCUCACAGAGCUCUUGACGAUAUCCGGGAGAGCAUCAAGGAGCUUCAGUUCUACAGAGGCAGCAUCUUCAAGAGGAAAACAGAUGAAAAGAAAAGGAAGCUGGUGGAAAACGGUGACAACGAGAACCCCACCAGUUGAUCUCGUCACCCUCUUAGCUCCUUUGCAGAAGUCUGAGACUCCAGGCCCAUCCAAGAUGACAGCUUCCGUCCGCUCCCUGGCUCCCCGGAGGUGGUUCAGAGCGACCCAGUCCCAGAUUCAACGGCUGUUCUGUGUUUGAGCGGUGGCCCUUGAAGCCUCCACAGUUGCUUGCUUUGAGAGAACCGUUUGUGGUUGAAGAGUCCCUUCUGGUUUGAUCUGGGCACUUUCUUUUGCAACAGAAUAAAGCCACUCUGCCAAACA